ACCCCUCCACUCUCUCUCUCCCCCUCUCCAUGAGCUUUUCAUUCUCUUAUUAAUUUCAAACGCAAUAAAAACAAUAAAAACUGAUAGACAUUCAGUGCCUUAAAAUCUCCGCUCUCUCUCUCUACCAAUGAAGCGUACCCGUCACCCGUCACCCACCUCCUCUACCACCACCGGAAAUCUCCACUUCUGUACAUGACGAAACUACACCUCUCCUCCGCUGUCCUCUCCGUCACCACCCUCUCACUUCUCUCCUUCAUCUUAUCAUCUCCAUUUCUAACCCAUGCCUUGGGCUCCGGCUCCACCCUCGCGGUCAUCUCCGCCACCUCCACCGUCUGUGGCGUCGCCGCCUCCCAACCAUCCCAAAGUAUUACCUGCUAUAGACGAACCCCCAUCGCCGAAAUCAUCACCGUCCAACCUAACGUCUCCUUCUCCGCCAUCUCCGGCGGUUCCUCCUUCUUCUGCGGUCUACGUUCUGGGGGCUAUGCUUUCUUAUGCUGGGACACAUCGAAUUUCUUUUUUGAAUCUCGAAGAGUCUAUGUUAACAACACCGCCCUUCUACAAAACCUCUCUGUUGGUGAUAAUCAAGUGUGUGCAAUUGUUAAUGACACAUCGAGUGUCAACAAAACUGGGACCGUUAGGUGUUGGAGGGGAGAUGGUAAUGCAAGUAAACAAUCACCAAGCGAAGGCGAUAAAUUUAAGUCAAUUUCAAGUGGGUCUGGCUUCUCAUGUGGGAUUUUAAUGGAAAAUAACAGAAUUAAGUGUUGGGGUAAUAAUGCAAUUGCAAAAGAGAUUGAACUUGGUUUUGCCGAUAUGAUAAUUUUGAAUCUUGAAGUGGGUGGUUUGCAUGUUUGUGGUGUCAAUUCUAGUGGCGUUUUGGUGUGCAAAGGGGAUAAUAGUUUUGGUCAAUUGAAUGUCCCUUCAAAUAAUGCGUUGGAAUAUUCACAGUUGGCUCUUGGGGCUAGUCAUAGCUGUGCGAUUCGAAGGAAUAAUGGAUCUGUUGUUUGUUGGGGAGGUGGUGGUGAAUAUAAUGUGAGUGAGAUUCAGGGUGUUUUCUUUGAGUCUAUUGUUUCAGGUUCUAAUUUUAGCUGUGGAUUGGUUUCGCGUGAUUUUUCGAUUAUGUGUUGGGGACCAGGGUGGCCUAAUGCUUCAGGGACUCGGCUUCCGCUGGGCGAGGUUUUACCAGGGCCAUGUGUGCAAUCUUCUUGUAGUGAAUGCGGUUUGUAUCCGCGAUCUGAGAAGUUGUGUUCUGGUUCAGGGAACAUUUGCAAGCCUUGUGGUCCCAAUGCUUCGAUAUUAACACCGUUGGCUCCGCCGUCAUUGCCAUCAGCACCACCCCCGUCGAUAGUGCCCAAGUCAUCUCCGUCCAAUAAAUUGACAACAGGGUUAUUGGCAUUUGCUAUUGUUGGAUCAGUAGGGGGGUUUGCCGGAAUUUGCACGAUUAUUUAUUGCUUGUGGACUGGAGUUUGCUUUGGUAAGAAGAAAGUGCAUAAUUCAGUUCAGCCUACAAUUACUAGAGCUGUUUCCAUUGCCGGCGUGACAUCAAAUAAUAGUGGUUUAAAUUCGAGAUCAUCAACUAUAAGGCGCCAGAGCUCAAGGGUGAUGAGGCGUCAGAGGAGUGGAACGUCAUCAAAGCAUGGGGAUAGAGCUGAGGAGUUUAGUCUUGCUGAACUUGCUGCUGCUACCAACAAUUUUUCAGUAGAGAACAAGAUUGGUGCAGGGAGUUUUGGUGUUGUUUAUGGAGGGAAAUUGAAAGAUGGCCGCGAAGUGGCGAUUAAGAGAGGGGAAACAGGCCAGAAGAUGAAGAAGUUUCAAGAAAAAGAGAGUGCUUUUGAAUCAGAAUUGGCGUUCUUGUCAAGGCUUCACCACAAACAUCUGGUAAGGCUUGUUGGGUAUUGUGAAGAUGGAGAUGAGAGGCUUCUAGUUUAUGAUUACAUGAAGAAUGGAGCUCUUUAUGACCAUUUACAUGACAAGAACAACAUUGAAAAGAGUAGCAGUGUGAUAAAUUCAUGGAAAAUGAGGAUCAAGAUUGCACUUGAUGCUGCUAGAGGAAUUGAAUAUCUUCACAACUAUGCAGUCCCAACAAUAAUUCACAGAGACAUCAAGUCGUCAAAUAUAUUACUCGAUGCGAAUUGGACAGCAAGAGUUUCUGAUUUUGGGUUGUCGUUGAUGGGUCCUGAAUCAGAACAGGAUUACAAUUACAGACCAACAAAGGCAGCAGGAACAGUUGGGUACAUUGAUCCUGAGUACUAUGGCCUGAAUGUAUUAACUGCAAAGAGUGAUGUCUAUGGCCUUGGUGUGGUAUUAUUAGAACUCCUGACUGGAAAAAGAGCCAUUUUCAAGGGUGAUGAUAAUGGAGGCACACCAACAAGUAUAGUGGAUUUUGCGGUGCCUAAACUUAUGGUUAAUGAAUUGGGUAAGAUUUUGGAUCCCAGGGUUGGACCGCCGGAGCUUAAUGAAGCAGAAGCAGUGGAGCUGGUGGGAUACACUGCAAUGCAUUGUGUGAAUUUGGAAGGGAAAGAUAGGCCAACUAUGACAGACAUUGUUGCUAACUUGGAGCGAGCCUUGUCCCUCUGUGAUGGUAGUAGCCAUGGCAGCAUCUCUAGUGGUAGAAUAUCAAUUGUUUCAGAUUGAAAUUUCAAUUUUCAAACCCAGAAGAACAAAUAUUUUUUUGGAUAAUUUAAUUGGGUAUACAUUUGGGCUACUGUAAAGAAUUAGGAUUUUUUUUUUCCUUUUCAAUUGUAGAGGAAUUAGGAGUAUUUAUCUAACAUCGAGCUGUAAUGUAGGGUUUUGUGAACACUGACCGCAAGGAGAAUGAUUACAUGAUUUAUUUUUACGGAGAAUA
Populus nigra (black poplar) is the source of this 2842-nucleotide messenger RNA. Its product is annotated as putative serine/threonine-protein kinase-like protein CCR3. The coding region runs from base 193 to 2631 and encodes 812 amino acids. Gene Ontology annotation, molecular function: protein serine/threonine kinase activity; ATP binding. Gene Ontology annotation, biological process: protein phosphorylation. The record is from RefSeq and is a predicted model, not a curated record. The transcript has a single exon. Lineage: Eukaryota; Viridiplantae; Streptophyta; Magnoliopsida; Malpighiales; Salicaceae.